Penicillium angulare is the source of this 576-nucleotide messenger RNA. RefSeq lists its product as uncharacterized. The record is from RefSeq and is a predicted model, not a curated record. NCBI's taxonomy places the organism in Eukaryota, Fungi, Ascomycota, Eurotiomycetes, Eurotiales, Aspergillaceae. The transcript is spliced from 3 exons. The coding region runs from base 1 to 576 and encodes 191 amino acids.
AUGGCGGCGAGAUUGCGUAAAGCGUUUCGCUAUCCGGAAGAUUCAGAUGAAAGUGAGCGAGAAGGGCUCGAUGAGGUCGAGCAGGAACAGGUGAUUGAGCAGCUCAAGCGUCAGAAUGAUACACGCAACGAACAGUAUAAUAUGAUUUUCACUGGAAUUCCACUGGUCUCGGUGCUUGCUUUUUUCCCAUCACUCUGGAGUGCGGCCAGUUUCUCGGAACGCUUUUGCUCUCUCAUUAGCGUUGUUUCGCUGCUGGCAACUGGCUAUACCAUGCGAAAUGUUCCUCUUCGUCCAGAUAUCAAGGGCAAAAAACCCCUCUCAAUUGAGAAUGAGCGCCUAGAUUUGAUUCGCACCGCUUUGAUUCCAGCGAACGGCACGAUCUGUGGAUUAUUGGCGCUUUACUUCUUGGUGGGUACUGAUUCAUCUGUGUCAUCGCCAACGAUCUAUCUUAUACCUGGUGUGCUUACCAUGAUGACUACAGCUAUGCUUGGGGCAAUUAUGCUCGCUCGACAAGUUAUGCUUUCAGUGGAUCUUACAGCGCUACAAGACCUACAGUACGAGUACAAAGGUGCAUAG